GCGGUUGCGCACUACAAACUCGGAUGCUUAUUGGCUUUUGCGUCUGUCAGACAAUCUUGCACAAGGUUGGUUGUCAUGCAGUAAUUGUUGAUGUCCUAUCAAAAGUCAGCUAUCUGCUGAGUUUGUACAUCAAUAACUGUACGGGAUAAUGAAGUAGCGCAAAGCUCACCAUGCAGUUCCUGGGCCGUAUAUUAGACACGGUGAGCUCCGUGUCAAACCUGUUCUCCAACCCGUACCGUGUGAGGGAUGUGCAGCUGUCGGAAUAUAAUGGGAAAGUACUAUUAAAACAAGAAGGGAGGCUGGUCCUGUACAGGAACCAACAGAGCCAGUCAUGGGAGUGCCUGCUUCUCUGCCCUGAGUCUUCAUCUGUGGCCCUGAGGAUGUUCCAGGUAGCUUCAGAGGCAGAUGCUAUGAAUUGGUUUCCUCAGUAUGCCCUAAAGCUCCGCCCAUUUUAUGAAAUGCUCCGCCCACCGUUGAAACCCGAGAUGCUCCAGCCAAUUGUAGACUGUGUGCGAAAUCACCCCGACUGGAGCUCGGCUCACAUUGCCGUGGAUAUUGGACUGAGAGACUGUCUCAAGCACAAUUACAUUUUGAGCCAGAUGAACGCCCGUGACGCUAAGGGUCAGACGCCGCUGCACCUGGCGUGCGAGAGAGGAGAUGUGGGCUGUGUACGUGAGCUCCUGGAGGAAUGUCAGGCUCGCACGGACAUCAAGGACAAGAAUGGAGAGACGCCCAUGCACUGCGCUGCUAAACAAGACUCCGCCCUUAUUAUAGAGGUUUUAUGUGCGCAGCUGUGUGCGGGUGUGAAUGAGCUGAACGCCUCCGGGGAAACGCCAAUGCACAUUGCAUGCCGUCUCGGGAGGGUCGAGGUGGUCAAGGGCCUGCUUGGGGGUGGAGCCCGCUGUGACAUCAUGGGAAGUAAUGGCUAUCCAAUCCACACUGCCAUGAAGUUUAGUGAGAAGAGUUGUGCUGAAGCAAUUUUAUCCUCUAACCCCAAUCAACUUCUAGCGGAGGAUCCGGUUUAUGGUGGAACGCCUCUUCACUGGGCUAAGACUGCCGAGAUGAGCCAUGUACUGCUUGGCCGAGGAUGUAAUGUCAACUACCUGAGUAAGACAGGAGAGAGUCCGUUACACAUCCUGACCAAGAGGGGUCGCUUUGAGGCCGCAAUGACACUGCUGACACAUGGAGCUGACCCCAACAUUAAGGGCCAGGACGGAAACACAGCACUGCACCUCGCCAUGAAGUUGGACCAUAUGGAACUGAUCAAAGCUCUUAUGGUGUUUGGAGCAGAUGUCGAGGUUCACAAUGACCUGGGAGAGACACCAGGACUCAUCGCAGCCCGUACCAGCAAGGGGCCCAACCGUAAGGUGCUCUUGAACAUGCUGUAUAGUGUAGGGGCCGAGCGGUGUCACGCCCCCUCCCUCGACAGCCCUAUCCCCAGUGUCAACAAAGCUCCGCCUCCUGGUAUAGGGUUUGAAGACAUCAUGUAUGUGGCGGCAUCUGUCACGGCCAUGAGUCGUGGAUUUGCAGAGGUUGAUGGGCUCAAAACAGGAAGCAAGAAAAUGGACCGAUUGUUGUGUCUUGAUGGUGGAGGAAUAAAAGGCCUGGUUCUGAUACAGAUGUUAAUUUCUCUGGAGAAAGAGGCAGGACGGCCCAUCAGGGAACUCUUUGACUGGGUGUCUGGGACUAGCACCGGUGGCAUACUGGCUCUAGCUAUUGUACACGGUAAAUCGAUGGAGUAUCUGCGGUGUCUGUACUUCAGGAUGAAGGAACAGGUGUUUAAAGGUUCUCGACCAUAUGAGUCUGGCCCUCUAGAGGAAUUUCUGAAGAACGAGUUUGGAGAAAAUACCAAGAUGACGGACGUCACACACCCCAGAGUAAUGGUGACUAGCGUUCUUGCAGACAGACACCCUGGAGAACUGCAUCUGUUUCGUAAUUACGACCCACCGGUUCUGCAAAGAGACUCUCCGUACACAGCUACAGCCACAUUUCAACCCCUUACUGUGCCACAGGGGUGGGAGGAUGAAGAUCUUUUGGUAGUAGGAUUUACUCGACCUCCUAGAAAGCGUAGGAAGGUGACAGAUGAAGAGCAAUUAGUUUGGCGUGCCGCCCGCUCCAGUGGAGCAGCUCCCACGUAUUUUCGACCAAUGGGGCGUUUUCUGGAUGGAGGGCUGCUGGCCAAUAACCCAACGCUAGAUGCCAUGACAGAAAUACACCAGUACAACAAAGCUCUGAAAGCACAGGGCCGCGAGGUAGACAUGAGCAGGUUAGGUGUGGUCCUCUCAUUGGGUACUGGUAAACCUCCUCAGGUGGCGGUGAACUCUGUAGACGUUUUUAGGCCUUCAAACCCACUGGAGCUGGCCAAGACCUUUGUUGGCGCCAGAGAACUGGGCAAGAUGCUUGUGGAUUGCUGUACGGACUCAGAUGGUUGUGCAGUGGACCGAGCCCGAGCGUGGUGUGAGAUGGCCGAUAUAAACUAUCACAGGUUGAGUCCUCAGCUGUCUCAGGAGGUGAUGCUGGAUGAGGUCAGUGACGCUGUGCUAGUUGACAUGCUGUGGGAGACUCAGAUGUACCUGUAUGAGCACAGAGAUGUCAUACAAACCCUCUGCCAGCAGCUCACAAACUCAGGCUGAUGAAUGGGGGUUUUAGUAGCUUAAUAUGCAUAAAUGAUUUAUCCUGUACAGAUAAUGAUUCUGUUUACAUUCAUGCGUGUAUGUUGUUGUGACAUGUUAAAUUAACUUAAAAGCAGAAUAUUUAUAAGAAAUAUCAUUAUAACAUAUUUUCCUCAUAUGUUUUGUAUGUGUAAUAAAUACCAAAUUGCACCAAGGUUAAUAUAACAACAUACAUGAAGGAUACCACUUCAAACAAAUAUUUGAACUAUGGAAAUAUUUUUAUAUUGCAAUAUGUUUUAUGUAUGCUAAAUCUAUGUUUGACAUUUGCAUUGAUCAAGGUGACCUAUACAGGAAGUGAGUAGUUGCUUCAUUUGAAGCAAUGAUUUUACUUAUUAUUUAUCGUUCUAUACAUCCUUUUUGUGUGUUUUAUCAUUUGUCAUUUUUAGAGAAACUGAUACUUUUUUUCUCCCUGGAAAUUUGUUGUACUUGCGAUUGUAACGGAAAGUGAAGGGUCAAACUGUUACCAUUUACCAUGCAUUUAUCCAUACAUUAUAACUGAUCUUCAUAGAGUUUCUGUGUGCUUUCUCUCUUGUGUCAUUUGCAAUUUUAAGGAUUUUUUUUUUUUUUUUUUUUUUUUUCUGGCAAUCUUUCAUGUGUAGCCUUGCAUACUUGAACAUUUUAAAGCUGCAACUGGUAAUAUCUAAGUCUAUGAAGUAUAGAAAUUAUGAUCAAAGAUUAUACUGAUGUUUUUAACAACAAAUGUGUAUCAAGUAUAACCUUAAUACCUCCUGCACUACUCAUUAGCCUUGUUGGAUUUUUGUUUGGUUUAUUGAUAACUUGUAUUUUUAAUUCGUUUGUCUACAAAAAUCAUAUCAAAUCUUAUCAUGUGGUCAUAGCUUAUUCUUGACACUGGACCUACAUAUGUGUUGUUCAGAGUCCAAAGUAAGCAAUUAUUCACUUUAUAAAUAUAACCUGCUGUGGCACUGAUUUGAAUCCCUUUACUAAUGUGAUAUGAAUCUUGAAAUAAAACAGCACAGAUAAUUAUUUGAA
Messenger RNA from Ctenopharyngodon idella (grass carp), 3662 nucleotides. RefSeq names its product phospholipase A2, group VI (cytosolic, calcium-independent) (gene pla2g6). The transcript has 18 exons. Gene Ontology annotation, molecular function: protein binding. Gene Ontology annotation, cellular component: mitochondrion. The record is from RefSeq and is a predicted model, not a curated record. Gene Ontology annotation, biological process: positive regulation of ceramide biosynthetic process; cardiolipin acyl-chain remodeling. NCBI's taxonomy places the organism in Eukaryota, Metazoa, Chordata, Actinopteri, Cypriniformes, Xenocyprididae. The coding region runs from base 171 to 2633 and encodes 820 amino acids.